AUGGUGAACACCGGCGCAGCAACCGGCGAGGGUGCAGCAAACGGCGAGGGCGCAGUCACGGUUGUAACGUCUCAACGGCUCCCGGAGUUCAUCGCGAGUGAUCCGGAGAUGUGGUUCGCGAUGGUCGAGUCACAAUUUAUGAGAAACCGCGUUACCGACAAACAGAUGCAGUAUGUUAGCGUGUUAGCGGCUUUACCGGCGAAAUACGCGACCGAGGUGCGCGAUAUAAUUCUGAAACCACUAGCAGCCGCUCUGUAUGACGAGUUGAAAGAACAGCUCAUUAAAAGACUAAGCGUUAGCCAAGAGGAGAAUACGCGAAGGCUGUUAGAGGCUGAGAAGAUCGGGGAUGAAAAGCCGUCCCAAUAUCUACGCCGUCUACAAGCGCACGCAGGAUCAUCGGUUCCAGAUAAGUUUUUGAAAACACUUUGGCUGCGAGGCCUUCCAGAAAAGUAUCAAACAGCGAUGGCUACGCAGCAAGAAAAGUCAGUUACCGCGAUGGCAGAAGUUGCUGAUAUUAUAUACGAUAUUCUACCAGCGCGGCCAACAAUAGCCGAGGCAUCCGCAUCACACGAGAUGCAGCUAACCAUCGCGAUUCAACAGCUGCGCCUGGAGGUAGCACAGUUAAGAGGUCGCUUGGAUAGUCAGGUGGACGAGAUAGCCAAUACUCGGCGUGGCAGGUCACAGACACCGCAUCGCGACCAAUCUGCGUCGCGGUCAAGAUCGCAAUCGCGUCAACGGGGCCCGCGACCUCCAGGAAUGUGCUGGUACCACUGGAUUUUUAAAGAGAAGGCUGACCACUGUACGAGCCCAUGCAACUGGACGCCGGGAAACGGCACGGGCAGUCGUUAA
This is a messenger RNA of Microplitis mediator, 849 nucleotides long. RefSeq lists its product as uncharacterized. The transcript has a single exon. The record is from RefSeq and is a predicted model, not a curated record. The coding region runs from base 1 to 849 and encodes 282 amino acids. NCBI's taxonomy places the organism in Eukaryota, Metazoa, Arthropoda, Insecta, Hymenoptera, Braconidae.